CCGGACCCAGAGAGCACGGCUCCCAGCGACGGUUAGAUACACCCAGGCUGCACUCGCACAACGCAGUAAUGUCAUGCAAGAAGCACAAUGUAAAAGUCAGCCGCAAGAUUUGGUUUUUAUCAUCGAUAGCUCCCGCAGUGUUCGACCCCAGGAGUUUGAAAAGGUGAGAGUCUUUCUGGCUAAGAUGAUUGACACAUUGGAUGUUGGACCUGAUAGGACCCGAGUGGCUAUUAUCAACUAUGCAAGCAGUGUGAAGGAGGAGUUCAUGUUCAAAACCUACAACAACAAGAAAGACAUGAAGAAAGCAGUUUAUCAAAUCGAACCCCUUUCAACCGGUACUAUGACAGGUUUGGCCAUUGACAGUGCAAUGAGGAAGACAUUUACAAAAACUGCAGGAGCAAGACCAGAGGAACUUGGUAUCGCCAAAGUAGCCAUCAUUGUGACAGAUGGCAGGCCACAGGACCAAGUGGCAGAAAUAUCUGCAAGUGCUCGAGCUUCUGGUAUUGAAAUCUAUGCUGUUGGUGUAGACAGGGCUGACAUGCAGUCACUGAGACUAAUGGCCAGUGAACCACUGGAUGACCAUGUCUUCUAUGUGGAAACAUAUGGUGUGAUAGAGAUGCUGACUUCUAAGUUCAUGGAGAGUCUUUGUGACCGUGUUUCAGGUUCAGAUUUCUGUGCCCUGGGAAACCACGACUGCCAGCAUAUCUGUGUGAGUACAGCGAGAUCAUAUUACUGCAGGUGUCGUCCAGGUUUUACAUUGAACGAAGAUCGGAAAACCUGCUCACGUGCGAAUAUAUGUGUCACUGGAAACCAUGACUGUGAGCAAAUCUGUGUAAACACCCCAACGGGCUAUCACUGCAAGUGUCAUCCAGGUUUUAUAUUGAAUGAAGACCAGAAAACUUGCUCACGUGAGGAUCUGUGUGCUGAUGGAGACCAUGACUGUGAGCACAUCUGUGUGAGCACAGCAACAUCGUAUUACUGUCGGUGUCGUCCAGGCUUUACACUGAAUGAGGAUCAGAAAACCUGCUCACGUGAGGAUAUGUGUGCAGUUGGAAACCAUGACUGUGAGCACAUCUGUGUGAGCACAGCAACAUCAUAUUACUGCCGGUGUCAUCCAGGUUUUACAUUGAACGAGGAUCAGAAAACCUGCUCACGUGAGGAUAUGUGUGCUAUUGGAAACCAUGACUGUGAGCAUAUCUGUGUGAGCACAGCAACGUCGUAUUACUGCCGGUGUCAUCCAGGUUUUACACUGAAUGAAGAUCAGAAAACCUGCUCACAUGAGGAUAUGUGUGCUAUUGGAAGCCAUGACUGUGAGCACAUCUGUGUGAGCACAGCAACAUCGUAUUACUGUCGGUGUCGUCCAGGUUUUACAUUGAAUGAAGAUCAGAAAACCUGCUCACGUGAGGAUAUGUGUGCAGCUGGAAACCAUGACUGUGAGGAUAUCUGUGUGAGCACAGCAACAUCGUAUUACUGCCGGUGUCAUCCAGGGUUUACAUUGAAUGAGGAUCAGAGAACCUGCUCACGUGAGGAUAUGUGCGCAGUUGGAAACCAUAACUGUGAGCACAUCUGUGUGAGCACAGCAACAUCGUAUUACUGCCGGUGUCGUCCAGGUUUUACAUUGAACGAGGAUCAGAGAACCUGCUCACGUGAGGAUAUGUGCGCAGUUGGAAACCAUGACUGUGAGGAUAUCUGUGUGAGCACAGCAACGUCGUAUCACUGCCGGUGUCAUCCAGGUUUUACAUUGAACGAGGAUCAGAGAACCUGCUCACGUGAGGAUAUGUGCGCAGUUGGAAACCAUGACUGUGAGCAUAUCUGUGUGAGCACAGCAACGUCGUAUUAUUGCCGGUGUCAUCCAGGUUUUACACUGAAUGAAGAUCAGAGAACCUGCUCACAGUUGGAUGCAUGUGCUAUUGGAAACCAUGACUGUGAGCAACUAUGUGUGAGCACAGCAACAUCCUAUUACUGCAGAUGUCGUCCAGGUUUUACAUUAAAUCAGGAUCUGAAAACAUGCUCACGUUUGAAUAUGUGUACUGCUGGAAACCACGACUGUGAGCAAAUAUGUGUAAACACUACAACAGGGUAUAACUGCAGAUGUCGUCCAGGUUUCAUAUUGAAUGAGGACCAGAAAACCUGCUCACAAGAAGCUCAGAGAAAAAUCUCUAUUGAAGAUCCCUGCAAGUGUGAAGCUUUGCUUGAUUUUCAAAGGGAUGUCCAGUCCAAUUUCCAAGCACUGGCCAGUAAAAUAAAUCAAGUAACAAAAAAAAUACGAGCAUUUGAAAACCAGCUGCGUCGAUUCUGAACAUUAUGUGAGCACUCUGUUUGAAGAGUACAUCUUAUUUGUCAUUUUGUUUGGCUAACUGACCAUUUUAUUGAGCACAGUUCUUUGCAAGCUUCCAUUAUAACCUUGAUCAGACUAGUUACUUUUAUUGCUGUGCUGCAGCUAUAGAUUUAAAAACAAAGCAGAGAAUAAUGAGAGAUGCCAUGAAGAAAACUGAAGCCAUUCAUUCAGGUGUUACUAUAUAUUGGCUCAGUUGUUGAAAGUAUUGAUUUUACUACUGUGACAUAUUGCUUAAGUGAUAUAUAUCAAUAUUAGUCUUAACUGUAUACACUUCACAAAUAAGUUGGUAGAGAAAAGAAAUUAGGAGUAAAGGAAUGCUUAAAUAUAUUAUGUACAAAAUAUACUACCUGAUUGAUCUGUUUUGUUAUUAGUACCAUGUUUUGGACGUAAAUAACCAUUAAUUCUUGUCACUA
Molecule: messenger RNA, 2751 nt
Organism: Hemiscyllium ocellatum (epaulette shark)
Lineage: Eukaryota; Metazoa; Chordata; Chondrichthyes; Orectolobiformes; Hemiscylliidae
Product: matrilin-3-like
Exons: 16
Coding region: 74-2299 (741 amino acids)
Molecular function (GO): calcium ion binding
Source: RefSeq, a predicted model, not a curated record